Messenger RNA from Symbiodinium sp. CCMP2456, 228 nucleotides. Lineage: Eukaryota; Dinophyceae; Suessiales; Symbiodiniaceae. The record is from the annotation of a GenBank genome assembly.
AUGGGGAAUGCCAUGGUCCAGGAGUUCGCACAAGGUUUACAACCUGUGCCGCCCAAGAAGAAGGGGCGGACAUCUAACAUGGUCUUGGUCGCCGGCCACAUCCGCAAGGUCACCAAGAAGGGUGAGGAGCCUGAGGAUCGGCGAGUAGAGAUCUGGGUGCAGGCAGAGAAGGAUGCCACGGUUGGCUGGGUACUCAGCCGAGUCAUCGAGGAGCUCGCAAAGAAAGAG